Molecule: messenger RNA, 2026 nt
Organism: Sphaerodactylus townsendi
Lineage: Eukaryota; Metazoa; Chordata; Lepidosauria; Squamata; Sphaerodactylidae
Gene: P2RY12
Product: purinergic receptor P2Y12
Exons: 2
Coding region: 239-1240 (333 amino acids)
Biological process (GO): blood coagulation; G protein-coupled receptor signaling pathway
Cellular component (GO): membrane
Molecular function (GO): G protein-coupled purinergic nucleotide receptor activity
Source: RefSeq, a predicted model, not a curated record
ACACCCAGUGAAUGAAACCCACUACUUCCUCUCACCAGUGCCUGACUCACUCAUUUGGACUACUGCUGCAUGGGACAAGGAUUUUUACAGAAAAAAAUCUACUAAAUGGUUAUGAUCAUCAUGUACAGACAAAGACGGGAAGAUUGAACAAAGAACACCAUUCCACUCCCAGCAAAUGCAAACAAUAGAAAGAUAAAGAAAUAUCCAACUGAUUCGGGAGGAAACAAAACCCAGCGCAAUGAAAUCACAGUAUGACCCUCCUGGAAACAUCAGCAACUGCAGUAAUGAUAACAAGAUGAAUCAAGUUCUCUUUCCUUUGCUGUACACUUUUAUUUUCUUCGCGGGAAUUAUUAUGAAUGCAUUGGCCAUGGGAGUGUUCUUCCAGAUUUCCAGCAAGUCAAAUUUUAUUGUUUUUCUUAAGAACACAGUGAUCUCUGAUAUUCUCAUGAUCCUGACAUUUCCAUUCAAAAUUCUCAGUGAUGCAAGACUGGUCUCCUGGGAGCUGAGAGGGUUUGUUUGCAAGGUAUCCCAGGUCAUAUUUUAUUUCACUAUGUACAUCAGCAUUAUUUUCCUGGGCCUUAUAACUAUUGAUCGCUACUUGAAAACAGCCAAACCUUUCCAGUCAUCCACCACUGGCAAUGUAACGGCUGCCAAGAUUCUGUCCAUUGUUAUCUGGAUAUUCAUGUUCUCUCUGUCACUUCCAAACAUGAUUCUGACAAACAAAGAACCCACACAAGAGACAGUGAAGAAAUGUGCUGAUCUGAAAUCUGAUUUUGGAUUAGUAUGGCAUGAAAUUGUUAACUAUGUUUGCCAGUUUAUCUUCUGGGUGAACUUUGCCAUCAUAAUUGUAUGUUACACACUCAUAACACGAGAACUGUACAAAUCCUACAAAAGAACAAGAUGCAAGGGAAAGACAAACAAGAAGACUGUGAAUAUCAAAGUUUUCAUCAUCAUUUGUGUGUUUUUCAUUUGCUUUGUGCCUUUUCAUUUUGCCAGAAUUCCAUACACCUUGAGCCAAACACGAGAUGUGUUCAAAUGUUCCACUCAGAACACAUUGUUUUACAUGAAAGAGAGCACGUUAUGGCUCACUUCGCUGAAUGCCUGUCUAGAUCCCUUCAUAUACUUUGCCCUCUGUAAAUCCUUCAGAACAUCACUUCGAAAGACACUGCGUAAUUAUGUGAUGAAAACAAGGAGAGAUCAGAACACAGAAACAACAGAUGAUGAAGAAACACCAGUAUAGACCAAUGAGAGGUCCUUAUAAUGUAGCUUAAGACAUUUUGCACACCUUUCGAUGCAUGUAUUUGUCCAUAUCAAGAACCUGCUUUGCUCCUUCUGUUCCAUUUAUGAAUCUUUCAAGAUCACACAUCAUUCAUGAUACUAGCAACACCUAGUUGCUGUACAAGAGAUCUGUGUAGUAUUAUUACUGCUAUUUCUUUUAAAACUGUAGCUAUGCAUAGGAAUAUGUACUUUUGGUAAACAGUACAUUGAUACAUUCAUUUUUAGCCAGAUAUAUAUAAAGAAAAGGAGAUGAAGCUACAUAUACAACAAGAAGUGUAAAUAUACUGUUCGAAUAUUCAUAAAUCAGAAUCCAAUUAUAUAAUUUCCCACCGAGAAGUUGGUGUUUCUACUGGUACUUGUACAUUUCAGCUCCCAAAUACCUGGGAUUCAAAUAUCCUGUACUCAUGUGGAAGGAAACAAGCAUACCAAGAGAAUAAUUCAAAUAUUUGUAUUACACUCUAGGUCCCUAACAUGAAGUUGGGGGUGGGGGUGGGGGGUUUGGAUCCAAUCAGUUUUCCCAGUAGUGUAAGAGGGAAGAAGGGCGAUUUGGUCUUUCUCACGGCAGAACCCAAUUCGCCAUAGCUUCAUACACUCAUGGUCUCUGUGUAAUCUUGAAGGUAUCAAAAGAGGUAUCUCUGUGAUACCUAAGCAGAAAUCUGAUAAGUUCUACCACUUUUUAUUUAAAAGUUCCUUCCUUGAAUGAAAGCUUCAUGGUUCAAAAUGCAGUGGAAAAUUAAAAAUCAUGAAC